AUGACCUGCAACCAUGGCAUGUCAACUCAUCAGUCGCUGCUUGUGCAGUCACGACCACCGCUCUCCAUCAGCACUAGAGCAUCCGACCCUUCGCUCUUUGGCAAUGCUUAUAGCCCCAUCGCCGACCACGCGUUAGUCCGUCGGAUCUCCAUGCGACAUACCUCCGAACCCAUGAUGGGCGCGGUGACAACAUCACAUCGAGGCAGCAAUGCUUCACUGACGGCGCCCUCGCCGACCUUGAUCUCUCCCGCUCGCACACCGUCGCUCUUCGGCACUUCCGACACCCAUUGGGAGCCGUCAAUAUCCUCCAAAUCCCGACCAUCCCGCCUGCGGAAGCUGUCCACCGCGAAGGAGGAUCGAGGUCAACUCGACUUGUCUAAGAGCACUGCGGAGAACGAUCAAUUGGCAGGUCUAGGCAUUGUCGACUCUCGCGGUCCGCGAUCUGCCGCCGACGUUGCCUUCUCACGGGCGACCCGCAACAAACACAGCCGGACCAACAGCAUUGGGUCGCAGGCAUCGAAUGGGUCCAAUUCAAAUCGACCUGGAUACCACUUCACACACCCGUUGAAGCAGACUCCAGGAGCAUACACGCCUCCGGCCGGGGAUCGUGCAUCCUUUUUCGAUCCCGAGGAGCUGGAUGAGACCAAAGAUGUUGUCGAGCGUGAAGCCCUCGUGCCGACGGGAUACACCAGCCAUCGGAGCAUGUCCGUCUCCUCGACGUCACAAUUCCAAUCUGCGCCGAUCGCACAAUCCAGAACAGGCGCCGACCCUGUCCUGAUUCGUCAAACGACGGGCAAUUCGCAGUCGAACAUCUCGAUCAAAUCGAACCACUCUGGUGGAAAUGCCAAACCUGCCAAACUCAAGAAGACUCGGCCGAGCCCAGAGCACGGCCACUCGUAUGAAUACGGAGCCUCGUCGUCUGCCCGGACCAGCUUCGACAAAGCCAUCAGCUUCGUCUCCCGCCGAUCAGAGACCGACGUCGUCACUCAGGAGGAGCUCGUCCAGGCCGCACGAAGGAAGUUCGAGGAGAAGACCGCCUUGAAGGAACUGAAAUACCAACGAGAAGCCGAACACCGCCGAGAGAUCGAAGAGGCGAAGAUGAUCAAGCGGGAAGGGUUAGAACGCCGCCGAUCCGAAGCCUACGAAGUCCGGGACCUGCCGUCGACCAAAGCCGCCCUGAAGCAUCUCUCCGGCCUCAUCAGCGGCAGCGGCAUCAACAACAAUAACAACAACCCGAUGUUCAGCAACAAGAAUCUCUCCGACGAGAACAUCGAACCCUCCCGCCCAUCGAUGACGGGAAGAGAUCGGAGACCAACCCCUCCCACCGACUCCCUCCAAACCAAAAGCUACGAAUCCUACCGCAGCGCCAGCACCCCGAACCCCACCGCCAACCUCUUCACCGCCGCCGAGAAACCCCGCCGCCCGAUCGAGAGGUCCCGCCUCAGUCGUCUCGCGCAGAAAUCCUCCAAGGCGGUGGGGAUCUCCUGGUGGUUCCACACGAAAUUGCUCAGUCUGGGGAGUCGGGAUUGA
Messenger RNA from Dissoconium aciculare CBS 342.82, 1530 nucleotides. RefSeq lists its product as uncharacterized. The record is from RefSeq and is a predicted model, not a curated record. Bases 1 to 1530 code for a protein of 509 amino acids. Lineage: Eukaryota; Fungi; Ascomycota; Dothideomycetes; Mycosphaerellales; Dissoconiaceae. The transcript has a single exon.